Molecule: messenger RNA, 1578 nt
Organism: Anopheles marshallii
Lineage: Eukaryota; Metazoa; Arthropoda; Insecta; Diptera; Culicidae
Gene: emei
Product: transmembrane protein 161B
Exons: 7
Coding region: 1-1578 (525 amino acids)
Source: RefSeq, a predicted model, not a curated record
AUGAACAUUCAGCAAACAUUACAUAUUGCACUGCUUGGCGCACAACUGGUAAUCACGCUAAUCAUGGUGAGCGUGAUACAGAAACUGAGCCCACACUUUUCGUUGGCCAAAUGGAUACUUUGCUCCACGGGGUUGACGCGCUACCUGCAUCCGACGGAUGAUGAGCUCCGGAAGCUGUCGGGUGUACCGCGAGAAAAGGGCAAAGGCAAAAAGGACAAACGGAAUGGGCACCACCAGGCGAACGGUGAAAGAUCGACAACGUUUCACAUUCCGCGCAGUCUGGACAUUCGGUUAGACACGACUCCAAUCGCACCGUACGAUAUUGUGCAUUUACGCUUCUACACCGAGUACCAGUGGCUGGUCGAUUUUAGCUUGUAUUCCGUCAUCGUUUAUACCAUUUCGGAGGUUUACCAUUUCUUCUAUCCGCUGAAAGAGGAGAUCAAUCUCAGCAUGGUAUGGUGCCUUCUGGUUGUGUUUUUCGCCUUCAAACUACUUGCCUCCCUUACGGUGCAAUACUUUAGAAGUGAGGAAUCGAUCGGCGAACGAUCCACCUGCAUCGUCACGGGGCUAGCUUACCUGGUGAUCGCGAUGAUCAUUCUGAUCGUGCCAGAGCACACACUGGAAGUCGGUCUGGACAAGGCAUAUCACAGCUUCAACACCAGCGCGUCAAGUUUCCUCGAGGGACAGGGGCUUAAUUCCUCUGGUCCUGCUUCUAAGAUUGUGGUAAAAUUCUUCAUUGCCGUCAGCUGUGGCAUCCUAGGAGCACUGUUCACCUUCCCCGGGUUGCGUAUGGCACGAAUGCACUGGGAUUCCUUGAAGUUCUGCAAUGAUCGACUAUGGUUGAAGCUGUUGCUGAACAUUAGCUUCGCGAUGCCAUUCCUGCUGGUUAUCCUGUGGGUCAAACCUCUUGCCCGAGAUUAUCUUACGGCACGCGUUUUCUCCGGCAUGAGCUCACCAAUCCUAUCGACGGAAGCGUUCGAAACGAUUCGUCUCGGAGCGGUGGUGAUCGCGGUCAUUUUGCGCUUCCUACUGAUGCCAGUCUACCUGCAGGCCUACCUCAACCUUGCGCACGACCGUGUGGAGGAACAGAAGAAGGAAGCGGGCCGCAUAACGAAUGUGGAGCUGCAGAAGAAAAUAACAUCCAUCUUCUACUACCUCUGCGUCGUGACGCUCCAGUACGUGGCCCCAAUCUUGAUGUGCUUGUUCUUCGCCCUCAUGUACAAAACGCUCGGCGAGUACACGUGGAGCGGUGUGCUCAAGGAGUCGCUUCCGCUGGACGAAUGUUCCUCCGAUUUGGAGUACGAAAAAUCGUUGCUGGCCACGAUGGCCAAAGAACAGGCGGCCAGUGAAGCGCACGAAUUUCAAUCCAUAACCCCGGAAGCCGAUCAGCUACCGGCGGAAGACAACAUACUCACCACUGCCCAAAGUUUCCAGCUGUCGCUGCAGAGUUUAAAGUCUGUCUUCACCAAAGAUGUGUACCGUGGGCUGUUUGGGUUCGCAACGUGGUGGAGUUGCUUUAUCUGGUUCGCGGCCAGCUCGCUCGGUAUGGUUUAUCAGUCAUACUUUACCAAAUUGUGA